Molecule: messenger RNA, 819 nt
Organism: Aureobasidium subglaciale EXF-2481
Lineage: Eukaryota; Fungi; Ascomycota; Dothideomycetes; Dothideales; Saccotheciaceae
Exons: 2
Coding region: 1-819 (272 amino acids)
Cellular component (GO): intracellular anatomical structure
Molecular function (GO): pyridoxal phosphate binding
Source: RefSeq, a predicted model, not a curated record
AUGUCCGAACAAUCAGAAAUGCAAAUCAACCCCACGCGCGCAAAGCACCUGUCCGAAAAUCUCAGCCAUGUCCUCUCCCAGAUCAAAUCCGCAAACACCUCUGGAAAGAAUGUCCGCUUAAUAGCCGUCUCCAAACUAAAACCCGCAAACGACAUCCUCGCCCUCCACAACUCCCCCUCCUCACACACCCACUUUGGCGAAAACUACUCGCAAGAACUCCUUGAAAAGGCCUCCCUCUUACCUAACACGAUAAACUGGCAUUUCAUCGGCGCCCUACAAACAAAUAAAUGUCGUCCUCUAGCUGAAAGCAUCCCAAACCUCUUCUCCGUCUCCAGCGUCGACAGCACCAAAAAAGCCGACGGCCUCGAAAAAGGGCGAAAGAAGCUUGUCGAAGAAAAUGGAGAGGAGAUCAAAGCCAAAUUGAGGGUAUUGGUUCAAGUAAACACCUCUGGCGAAGAAGAAAAAUCCGGUGUCUCACCUACAGAUGCUGCGAGUCUUUGCGAACACAUCAUGACCUCCUGCCCACACCUCGAGCUCGGUGGCUUGAUGACUAUAGGUGCCAUCGCACGCAGUAAAGCGACGACAAAGGAGACGGAAAAUGAAGACUUUGAGCAGUUGAGAAAGGUGAGGGAUGCGGUGGCUACGCAAUUGGGCAUCGAAGAGGAAAAGCUGGAGCUGAGUAUGGGUAUGUCUUCGGACUUUGAGGCGGCCGUUAAGCAGGGGAGCACCGAAGUCAGAGUAGGUACGACGAUUUUCGGCGAGAGGCCUGCCAGGGGGGACGCGAAGGUCAAGGAGGAUGUUGCCGAGGAGAAGAAGUAG